AUGUGCAACUUUGUUUUUACUUCUAUGUUGUUCGGUGUUAGGGUUCCAAUUUACUAACUUUCUGAUGGAUCAGUGCGCCCAUAACUUCGCAGGAGCAUCCAACACAAAAGAUCCACAUCCAGCCGCGCAGAUCGGAGCUUUGGACCCUUCUUCGGUUAGCAACAUCGCCCAUGGAGUGGCUGCUGGAGCACCUGUUAUCGACGUCUUCCUGUUUUUUUUCCCCAAAUCUCCCCGUGUUCGUGUUGCUGCGUGCGGCGGUGUGCUUGUGGUGAGGCGCCGGUGGUGUUCUCUCUCUCGUUGGUGGCUCUGUAGUGGGAGCGUCGGAUCUGUUGUUGCUUCCUCGUCGUUCUGCUGGGCGUCAGGGUGGCUGUCGACAGGGUUUGGUUCCCUCGAGCUGCUUGGUUCUGUGUUUAUUUCUUCCCUCCUUGUUCUCACGAGCUGCUGGAUUUGCGGAAGUGAGCCGUGGUGCUGGUAUACCUGUGGAGGUGGUUACUCAUAGUACUGUGGAAUUCAACAACGGUUUACAAUGAACAUGGAGUGACAGCUUAGUGACGCCUUCAGACUCCCAUGUGUAUGGGAAAGAAUUGGUCUAUAUCGUCAGUGGGUUCGCGCAAGCUGGAGACAAUCAGCGACUACCUCCGGUGAGGUGAUAAGUGCGAGUGUGCUUUAUCACGACUUAAUAUCCUAGUAUCAAGACACAUUAUACACACAGACAAAGCUUGAUUAUACACAGCAAUUCAGGAUCACGGAUUUGUUAAGAUUUCCAGUAUUUGAUAAAUACUCAUCCAAGUCACGCUCUCCAUAUGUCCUGCCGGACGUGUUCACUUCGUCUUCACGUGCUCUUGGUUGUUCGUUUCGUUCUGUCGCUGUGAGGCGAGGUUCACGUUGCUGGAUCUAAGUUGACAAGGACCCUGUCUGAGGUGUUUGGCGGACUAACGAAGGAUCGCGUGACUGGUAGCUCUAUUGCUGGGAAACCUGUGGAAUGCGGCUUCUAGGAGUGUCAAGUUUGUCUAUCAGUACCGAGUGUAGAAGAAGUUGAACGAAUGUUGCGUGGGCUCAUGCUAUUGAGGAACGGUUUGCCGAAUCCUUCGCUCUGUGCGAUAGAUCUUCGGCUUGGUGUAGUUGAAGCACGAUUUGUGGUGUCGAAGCAUUAACUAGGAUUUGUUUCGAGUUGCUGCUGUGACGAUGCUGCAUUGGUGGGGAAGGUGAAUGUAUCCAGCAGUGUGGAAGUGGAGUGACAAUCUAUCGUCUCCUCUGAUGAACAGACGAUUGUCUUCUACGUGAUCUGCCCUUGUUCCAGUCGUCAUCACCUUCAUGUUCUUGCUGCCGAUGCUCAAGGCGUUUUGUUGUUCUACGUGCUGUCUUCAAUCUCACUUGCACCUGCACUGGACACUUGAAGCAGGCGCCUCGGAAGGUCUUGUGGGUUAGUUACUCCGCAUAGGAUGAUAAAAUAAAUGUUAAAAGUAUUUAAAACGAUUGUGGUAUCAGCAGCAUAGCACUGUUGAACUCAAUCAAGGUUGAUUCUGUAAGUCACUGGUCAUCCUAGUUUUUUUCCAAUACUGUCUCGUUCGUAAACCGUAAGUGUCGAGAAAUCCUCAUCGUAGACCAGAAUAGAGAGAGGAAGUCUUGUUACCACAACCCAUAGGAAGUCGUAGGAAGUUGCAAGAAUGAUCAGCACUUAACAAUUACACAAGAGGACACAUUAAAUCUGCAGAAAGAUUGAAGGGAUCGUGUGAAGCUGAGUGCAAGAAGAUCGAAAUUUCUACCUUGUUCCAAUUAGCCUUCGACGCAUUUUAUUCUUCAGUGAGAAUUUCUAGAAUGGAUGAAAUUGUACAUGUACUUGGAUAAAAUUUGG
Molecule: messenger RNA, 1855 nt
Organism: Physcomitrium patens
Lineage: Eukaryota; Viridiplantae; Streptophyta; Bryopsida; Funariales; Funariaceae
Source: RefSeq, a predicted model, not a curated record